GGGAGGUUCUGAGCAUGUGUGCAGAGGAGGUGCGGGCGACUGAUAAUGUGUGUGCGGCUUCCUCCAGGAAUCCAGACAGCGUUCCUGAAGUGCCCACCAUGGUGAGAGCUGCACAACUCAGGAACUUACUAGAAGCUUCCUUAAAGUCACGGUUAAGGCGACAGGAUGCUGGCCUGAAGACUCACUUGGACCAGCUGGACCAGCAGAUAAGUGAGCUGCAGCUGGAUGUGAGCCGGUCAUCCUGUGAGGCCCUGGACAGUGACAGCAGGCCCAGCUCAGGCUUCUACGAGCUGAGUGACGCUGGUUCCUGUUCCCUGUCCACCUCAUGUGCAUCAGUUUGCAGUGACCGCCUGUCCCCCUCGCUGGGUGGCUGGCUGCCUGUGUUCCAGCCCUCUAAGUCCAGGUCUGGCAUAGGAGACUGGCGACCCCGCUCUGCUGAUGAGACCACUGUCCCUGCGUGGAGCCCACAGCCCAGUAGAGAAGACAGCCGGUUCCUGCAUGGUUCGGAGGACACAGGCCGUCCAAGGGGCCUGUUCCGACCCAGACCAGUGUCUACAGGCGAUCUUGAGCGAGUCCUCCCAGAUGACCUGGGGCUCCAGAGAGCUGAGACUGAUGCCGCGUCCUCAUCCCUCUUCUGCCAGGGGAUAGAGGUCCCGGCCCACGCACUGGACCCCAAGUACCAGCGUGAUCUGGUGGCCAGGGGUGGCCAGGAGGUGUACCCCUACCCCAGCCCCCUACAUGCGGUGGCUCUACAGAGCCCCCUCUUUGCUCUGCCCAAGGAAGCGCCACGUCUCGACAUCUACUCACCUCCCCAGGAGCCUCCUCUGGUCCCCGUUGAUCAGAACAGGACUCAGACUGGGCCGAUCCAUGAGCUGGGCUCAGCCGAAGCCUACAUCCACAGGCUCUUGCGUCUGCGGGGCCAAGAGCUCCCCGUGAGAGAUGUGGUGCCGGAGCCCGGAAGUGACGUGGCUCCUUUCACGCAGAAGCUCUGCGGCCAGAGGCCAGAGAGUGGAGGUCCACUCGAGAAGCUGGCCGGCGGGAUGGACAGGGGAGGAAUGGGUAGGGAUGCCGCCAAGGACAGCCUCAGGCCACAGGGGUCUGUGUCCCUUGCGGAUGCGGAGCCCCUCAGCAGCCCCCUGAAGGAGGAAACCACACCUUGGCAUCCCUGUGCCCGUGGAGACAACACUGUAGGCUCCUCUCUCUGCGCCCAGGCCCAGCAGCCCCACAAUGGCUAUGGCCAAGGACAAAUCCUGUCCCCAUCCAGGAUGCUGGGCCCUGAGAGUCCCCCUCUGGCCCCAGGGCCCUUUGCCUACCCAUCCUGCACCACUGGUGACACCUCCCCAAUGAGGCUGAGGAUGGGCUCUCCCCAAGGCCAGGCCAUGAAGGUCAGAGGGAGGGUCAGUGACCAAGUGCCCAGGCUGGGGAAGCAGCUCCCGCCACAACCCGAGAGACAGCAGCGGGGCAUCCACGCUGUGAUGCCUCCAGAGUGGGACCCCCCAUCCAGGCCCCAGCAGGGAGGGCUCAGCAGGAGGCCCACGCUGGUCAGAGAGCCUCCUGGACGCUCUUGCUCUGAGUCCACCCUCUACCCCGUGCCCUUCUUUGUCCCCCUAGUGGUGGCCCCGCAGGAGGGUUACCCAGCAUCCCAAGCUCUGUUCCCCGUGGAGGCAUCCCCUCUCAGCUCAGCAGCCAGGAGGAAGCAGCGCCGGUGGCAGUCUGCUAUGGAGAUCUCAGCCAAAGCCCGCUUGGCUGGCCAUCCUGGGCCCAGCUCGGGGCCCACUAGGUCCCCAGCCAGGAGAACAGGUGGGCCCCGGGCCCAGAUCAGGCCCACACUUGCCCGUCAGGAUGCCUGUGCGAAGAGUGAGUCAGACCCCUCAGAGCACUCAGCAGAGUGCACCUCAUUAUUCCACUCAACCAUCGCCGAAACCAGUGAGCACGAGGAGGCCAGUGACCACACCGCCAACCGCUUCGGGGACGAGUCCAGUAGCAACGAUUCAGAAGGCUGUGUCCAGAGCCGCCGCAGUAGCCGGGGAAUAGGCAGUGCGGAGGCUGGGCACGGGGAGCGGGCCUGGCCUCGGGCGCACCCCCAGCAGUCCCCACGGGCCCCGGGAAGCAGCAGGCCACCCCUGCCCCCUGUGCCCAAAUUGUGCCGCAUCAAGGCCUCCAAGGCCCUGAAGAAGAAGAUCCGCAGGUUCCAGCCAGCGGCCCUGAAGGUCAUGACCAUGGUGUGAUGCCAGUGUUUUAGGACAAGCCUAGGGCCCCAGAAAGUGCAAAAUCCUUCCAUACCAUGUGAUGAGCAGGCUGAGGCUGGUACCACACACCGCGGGUCUGCUUAGGUGUCUCAGUCACCCUCACUGUGGCUGUGAGUUCUCUGGGGUGAUUUUCCUUCCAGCCAUUUUCAUUGCAUGAUCCCCGCUGCGGCUUUGUCCUCCACCAUGCUUCGGCUGGUGUGUGGGGAGAGUUCUCUAAUGAGGCGUUCCUUCCCAGAGACGGCUUAGAUACAUCUCCUCCUGUUGGGGGAAGCAGAUUUGAAUUCAGCUCCACCUUACACUCAUAUGAAUAAGCACCUGCAUGAUGCUGGUAUAACACCAAAUAAAAGAACCAGUUCCCUUCC
Peromyscus maniculatus bairdii (prairie deer mouse) is the source of this 2611-nucleotide messenger RNA. It is a transcript of the gene Dact2, whose product is annotated as dishevelled binding antagonist of beta catenin 2. The record is from RefSeq and is a predicted model, not a curated record. Gene Ontology annotation, biological process: negative regulation of nodal signaling pathway. NCBI's taxonomy places the organism in Eukaryota, Metazoa, Chordata, Mammalia, Rodentia, Cricetidae. Gene Ontology annotation, cellular component: cytoplasm.